UCGUGUUAGAAUAUAUUUUUAUAGCUCUUUGCAUAUGCUAAACGUCCUCUCGUCAUUUCAACUGUUCACAAGGAUUUUAGAGGACUAACAGUAUUUGUACACUUUAAGCAUACACGUGAAUUUACAUUACUAAACUGUGAAUAUACUUUUAAUUAGAACAAUUAAUUAUUAAUUUUUAACGGAUCAGACUUUUCAAUAAAGUCAUACAUUCGUGUAUUAAUUUAGUGUAUUUGUGUCUAAAAUUUGUAAAUAUCACAAAUGCUUUAGUUUUACGAGACACUAAAAGGAGUUUGUAAACUUCCGGUGUGAAAAAUGUCAAGUUUGCAAAGACAAAAAAGUAGUAAUUUAGACAAACCCUUGAGUAAGGGCAAAGCAGAGGUAAAUGUUGCAACUUUUGCCUUACUGUUCUCAGAAAUUGUACAGUACUGCCAGAACCGAGUGUAUACAGUGCCAGAGUUACAGACCAAACUAUCAGAUCUGGGACAACAUGUUGGGAAUCACUUAUUAGAUAUAUUAUUUCUGAGGGAUCGAGGUUUUAAGAGGGAGGUGAAGCUGCUCAACAUGUUACUGUUUAUCAAAGGAAACUUCUGGCGUACAUUGUUUGGGAAAGAUGCUGAUAAACUGGAGCAGGCGAAUGAUGAUGAAAGAACUUAUUAUAUUAUAGAAAAGGAGCCUUUGGUUAAUAAAUUUAUCUCAGUCCCAAAAGACAAAGGUAGUUUGAAUUGUGCAGCAUUCACUGCAGGUAUUAUAGAAGCUGUGCUAAAUGGAGCAAACUUUCCUGCCAAAGUAACAGUUCAUUGGCACAAGGGAACAACUUUCAUGAUAAAGUUUGAUGAAUCUGUGAUAGCCAGAGAUAAAUUAGUGGACGGAAAAUAGUGCAAUGAUAUGUUAAUUAUUGAGAAAAUAUUUUGAUUUUGUUCGCAACACAGAAAAGGGAACUUUGCAAUGUCAUAGAAGAGUUGCCUGUUUUACUUGCAUCGUCAAGAUGAAAAUUCUGUCAGUGAAAGCUAUAUUCUGACAGUUUUAAAUUACUUCAUAAAGGUGCAACAGUAAAAAAAAACAUUAUAUCUACAAUAUUGUUUUUGCUCAGUUUCAGAACUUAGAGAUUUAUGUAUGUAAAGAUUUAAAAGAUGAUAAUAUAUGUUUCUCUUUUGUUUUGUUCGGCACUACAGCUGUGUUAUGUCUGUUUUCAGUAAGUUAUUAGGAACUGCCAUAUGUAAACUGUAGUAUUACUGUUCUGUUUAAUUUUGUUUAAAUGUUAACAUUUUUAUAAAUGAGCCAUGCCAUGGGAAAACCAACAUAGUGGCUUUGCGACCAGCAUGGAUCCAGACCAGCCUGCACAGUCUGGUCAGGAUCCAUACUGUUCACUAACAGUUUCUCUGAUUGCAAUAGGCUUUGAAAGUGAACAGCAUAGAUCCUGACCAGACUGCGCGGAUGCGCAGGCAGGUCUGGAUCCAUGCUGGUUGCAAAGCCACUAUGUUGGUUUUCUCAUGACACAGCUCAAAUACUUUGCUUUUUUCUUGGGAUGCUUAAUCGAGAACUUACUUGUCAAUAUUGCAUUAAGUUAAUUUUCACGAAACUGUAAAAUUUAGUCUGUAGACAGAAUAAUUUGGUUUAAUGUCCUUAAAGGAAUUGUGCUUUAUUACUAACAAAAUGUUAAGGUUGUAUCAUACAAAAACUUACCAUUUCUUGUUUUUUAUUUGCACAUUAAUGUCCUCUGUGCAAUCUUUCUGAAAACAUAAUAAUUUUAAAUACAGGUUUAUAGAAGUUGGCACUGUGUGUAUGAAAUGCAAAAUUUUGAAGAUUUCUUCAUAAAAUCUAUGGCUAGUAAAAAAAAAAAAUGCACUUAGUAAAUGGGAUGCCCUCUGUAAAUUUAUUGGGAUUUCUUGGUAAAUUCUUGUUUCAAUUUUUUUUUCAAAUUGUAAUGUGUAUUAAUCAGUUACUGAUUUACACAAUAUAUAGCAGCAUUUUUCCUUUAAUGUCUUGUGUUUCAAAUAUUAACAGAUAAACUAUUUUUGACAGAAAGACAUAUAUAAUAGCUUUUGUUCAAGAUGUCUUAAUUUCAUGCCAAAGAAUGUUAAAAUUUAACUUUGCAAAACUUAUUAUAAUACAUUUUAUCAUAAUAUCAUCAACUGCUAUCACUAAAUGCUUUACAGUUAGGUUUUAUAUUCUGAUUAAAAAGUGGUAACAUUGCAUAAAUUGCAACAGGAAAGAGUAAACUAAGAAAGAAAUCAUGAAUUGAUAUUGUUACAAUUUGAAAAUCUGAUGUAGCUAUAUUUACAAAUUCUUUUGUAUGAUUAUUUGAUAUGACACUGUAAAAGGGUAGUUAACAUAAACAGAACAGUUCUUGAAUGUAGGCUAUUAAAGGUGUGUUUUGAAAUUAUUAAUAAUGAUUUAGACUUUUUCCUAGCAUUUUUAUUGUAUUGUAUUUUAUGUAUCAUUAAUUGUUGUUGACACUGUAAUAAAAUGUCUUUCAGA
Molecule: messenger RNA, 2478 nt
Organism: Mercenaria mercenaria
Lineage: Eukaryota; Metazoa; Mollusca; Bivalvia; Venerida; Veneridae
Product: trafficking protein particle complex subunit 5-like
Exons: 7
Coding region: 313-876 (187 amino acids)
Biological process (GO): endoplasmic reticulum to Golgi vesicle-mediated transport
Cellular component (GO): TRAPPII protein complex; TRAPPIII protein complex; TRAPPI protein complex
Source: RefSeq, a predicted model, not a curated record